Molecule: messenger RNA, 1098 nt
Organism: Ascochyta rabiei
Lineage: Eukaryota; Fungi; Ascomycota; Dothideomycetes; Pleosporales; Didymellaceae
Product: 4-hydroxyphenylpyruvate dioxygenase
Exons: 1
Coding region: 1-1098 (365 amino acids)
Source: RefSeq, a predicted model, not a curated record
AUGGUUUGCCGACCGGGUAUCUCCUCCAUGUCGCUAGGCCGAUGCUAUGCCGGCCACAGCUUUGAGCACAAGAUGUCUACGGCAGCGAAACAUGGCCUCCAAGGCAUCGAACUGUUCUACGAAGACCUUUGCGAUCUUGCGCCCUCAAAAUCAUCAUCAGAUCUCCUCACAGCAGCUGCUUACGUACGGGACCUAUGUUUAUCACUUGGACUUGAGAUCAUCUGCCUGCAACCGUUCAUGCACUAUGAGGGUCUGCUGGACCGACAGAGGCACGAAGAGCGGAUAGAAGAGAUGAGACUCUGGAUGAAGUUGGCACACGCCCUGGGUACGGACAUUGUACAGGUGCCAUCGUCGUUCCUUCCCAAAUCCGAGAUCUCGUCUGAUCUCGACCUAAUCGUUUCCGACCUGCAAAAAAUAGCAGACAUGGGCUUGCAACAAACACCAGUUAUCCGUUUUGCAUACGAGAGCCUGUGCUGGGGUACAUAUUGCGACAAGUGGGAGCGGUGCUGGGAGAUUGUCCAGCUCGUCGACCGACCCAACUUCGGUAUCUGCCUCGACAGCUUCAACAUCCUCGGCAGGCUAUAUGCAGACCCCACAUCAGACACUGGGUGCAACGUGAACGCAGAGCAGGUCGUCGCACAGUCGAUACAAAGACUCGUCAAGCAGAUCAAGCCGCACCGCGAGAAGAUCUUCUUCAUCCAGAUCGUCGAUGCUGAGAGGCUCGACGCGCCUUUGAAGCCAGGUCAUCCAUUCUACAACGCUAAACAGCCGAGCCGCAUGUCGUGGAGUAGGAACUGCAGAUUGUUUUAUGGCGAGACGGAGUACGGUGCCUAUCUGCCAGUCAAACACGUUGCAAAUGCCAUCAUCAACGAGAUCGGCUACGAUGGCUGGGUCAGUUUUGAGCUUUUCAACCGCGCCAUGGAGAGAAAAGACCACGGGGUCGUCGAGGAGCUGGCUUCGCGAUGUGCGAUUGGUUGGGAGAAGAUGGUAAUUGAUCUCGGGCUUGAGACGGCGCCCAGUCCGUUUGUUAAGACCACAGGCAAGGAAGACACACGGAAAGACAGCACACGAACGAGUUUUGAAAACGCGAGGCUAUAG